This is a messenger RNA of Galeopterus variegatus (Sunda flying lemur), 504 nucleotides long. Its product is annotated as olfactory receptor 52A1-like. The record is from RefSeq and is a predicted model, not a curated record. NCBI's taxonomy places the organism in Eukaryota, Metazoa, Chordata, Mammalia, Dermoptera, Cynocephalidae. The transcript is spliced from 2 exons. Gene Ontology annotation, cellular component: membrane. The annotation marks the transcript as partial. Gene Ontology annotation, molecular function: olfactory receptor activity; G protein-coupled receptor activity. Gene Ontology annotation, biological process: G protein-coupled receptor signaling pathway.
AUGGGAUCCAGCAACAUGUCGUAUCUGAAUCCACAGACAGUGACCCUGAUUGGAAUUCCUGGACUAGAGCAUGUGCAGUUUUGGAUUGGGUUUCCCUUCCUUGGUGUGUGCCUGGUGGCUCUGUUGGGGAACAUCUUCUUGUUAAUUAUUAUCAGUACAGAACGCAGUCUACACCAACCCAUGUACAUCUUUUUGGCAGUGCUGGCAGCCACUGACCUAGGUCUCUGUGUAGCUAUUGCUCCAAAGAUGUUGGCCAUCUUCUGGUUUGGUGCUUCCUCCAUGGCUUUUGAUGCUUGCCUCACCCAACUCUUCUUCAUCCAUGCCUUGCAAGGUGUGGAAUCUGGUACCCUGUUGGCCAUGGCCUUUGACCGCUACGUUGCCAUCUGUGAUCCUUUGAGACACACAUCCAUCCUCACACCUUUCUUUCUAGUUUGGGUGGUGCUGAUGGUGGCAUGCCGGGCAACAGUGCUUGUUGGGGUUUUACCUAUUCUACUCAAACGACUG